AUGUCGGAAUACUGGAAAUCUACGCCCAAAUACUGGUGCAAGCACUGCUCGGUAUACGUGCGCGACACGAAACUCGAGCGCGCAAACCAUGAAGCCACAGCAAAGCACCAAGGCGCCCUCAAGCGCUCGCUACGGGACCUGCACCGCAACCACGAGAGGGAAGAGCGCGAGAAGGAGAGGGCGCGACGAGAAAUUGACAGACUCAAUGGCGUUGUCAGCGGAUCGUCGUCUGGCUCCUCAGCCGCGCCGGCCAAGGCAGCAGCACCCACAGAGGCUCAUCUGAAAUCACAGCGCGAGCAGCUGGCUGCGCUGGGGGUUGCGAUUCCGACUGAUUUCCGGCCCGAGAUGGCUAUGCCUGGCGAGUGGACAGUUACAAAGACGACCAUAAUCGAAGAGAGACCGGAAGGGGACGGUGAAACUCCGAUCGAGGCCAGGGCAACGGGCGUCAGGAAGCGUGAAGAGACAGAAGAGCAGAAGGAGGAAGAAGAAGCAGUGCGAGGACUUUUCAAGAGGCCGAGACGAUGGGGUCGCGACUCCAAGACUAUGCCGGACGACGAAGACCAAGACCUAGAUGCGCUUCUGAGCGCUGCGGUGCCGUUAAAGACUGAAGCCAACGGUGACAAGGACGCAGUGAAGAAGGAGGAAGAUGCUGAAGAUAGCGACUCUGCCAAGGUGAAGAUACUGAAAGAGGAGGACCUUGCUAUCAAGUCAGAACUUGACGCCGAGUUGCAAAACCAGGAGCCGCCUGUUCAUCGAGAUGCAGUUGUCAAGGCGGAAGAGACAGAACAGCCGAGCGGGAUCACGCCGGUGGUUUUCAAGAAGCGCAAACCAAAGGGAAUCCGCAGCAAGUGA
Molecule: messenger RNA, 852 nt
Organism: Trichoderma citrinoviride
Lineage: Eukaryota; Fungi; Ascomycota; Sordariomycetes; Hypocreales; Hypocreaceae
Exons: 1
Coding region: 1-852 (283 amino acids)
Biological process (GO): mRNA splicing, via spliceosome
Cellular component (GO): precatalytic spliceosome
Molecular function (GO): RNA binding; zinc ion binding
Source: RefSeq, a predicted model, not a curated record